Messenger RNA from Ornithodoros turicata, 499 nucleotides. RefSeq names its product defensin BmKDfsin3-like. The record is from RefSeq and is a predicted model, not a curated record. Gene Ontology annotation, biological process: defense response. The transcript has 4 exons. Bases 168 to 434 code for a protein of 88 amino acids. NCBI's taxonomy places the organism in Eukaryota, Metazoa, Arthropoda, Arachnida, Ixodida, Argasidae.
UGCCAUGAACUUUGUGAACUUUGAAACAAGCCUGAGCAUGGCUACACAAAUUAGACGGAAAUAGACAACGAAGCUGCAACAAGCAAUUUUUAUCAAACCAGCUCUUUUUAUCGAAAGUGAAUUUUCGUUCCUGGGUUUCACGGGAUUCUUUCUGUUUGAAUUCACAUAUGACGCAUGAACUGAUUAUUAUAACCGCAAUAUAUCCACAAAUCAAGAUGCAGAAGGCCCUCAUUAUCAUCCUGGUGUUGGCCAUUGCCACCGUUACAUUGGCCCAGUCCCACGAAGAAGCUGAAGAUGCUUCACACUUGAGAGUUCGUCGUGGCUUUGGCUGUCCAUUCAACCAGUAUGAGUGUCACAGCCACUGCGCGUCCAUUCGAGGAUACAAGGGCGGAUACUGCGACGAAUUCUUGAAAAUGAGAUGCAAGUGCUACUGAAAUAUGUACGCGUAUUUAAGGAAGACGAUGGGACUAAAUAAAUGACCUUCUAAUGCUUCCCUUGC